GUGAACUUUUUUGUUUUUAUCAAUAAAAUAAUGAAAAAACACAAAGAAAACUUAUUUGCUGAGAAGUUCCACUUGCUAAGCAGUCAGCAAUCUGAAGAUAUAACUUGGUCGUCCAGCGAGUCGAGUGAUUUCGAGACAAAUCCACCGAACGUCGACAAACUUUGUAACAUUACUAAUAGGAAAAGCAUUAAACGAAAACGUAAGCAAACAGUGCCAAAGAAUAUCUCUAACUUAGAUGUAACCAUCGUAGAUGUGAAUAAAGAUGCUAAAAGACCAUCAAUCAAAGUUGAAAUUGAGGAUCCCUUAUUCAAAAGUGAAAAUGAAAUUUCGGGUGCCAAAUCGCCAAUUUUAGGAUCUACCCAAUAUUUCCCGCCUUAUCAAUGCAAGAAUAUCGAUACCUCUCCCAUUAUCACGACAAAAUCAUUUGAAAACCGGUCAAAAGUGAUAACAAGUCCAAUUUUAGUCUUGAAGGCAGCAUCGCCGAAAAUAUCCCCAAAUGUACGCAAGAAAUUAUUUGAGAAUAAGAAAAACAUCUCCGAGAAUACCGCAGACAUACAUAAAAGUAAAUUGUUAACUUCAAGUAAUAAUAACUAUUGUUUAGACCGAAGAAAAGUACUCGAUGAAGAAUUCAACAACAAUUACAACAAAGUUACCAAACAGAAAAAAGACAUUAUAAAAUCUGAAAUAAAUCACUGUAAAGAAGAAAAUAGUGAACUUCAAUCAAUAAAAUGUGAAUUAUCAAGUCAAAAAAGUGUAAAAUUUGAUAAUACAGAUGAAAUUGAGAUUUUAGAAACACAGCAGAGCAGUAAUUUUGAAAACACACCAAGAAAACUUAAUUUGGAUGAAAGUGUAUCAAUGUUGAAGACUUCAAGCACAGAACUAGCUAAAAAAGUUGAAAGCUACUUCGAUUGUCAUUUUAGUUCGGAGAAUGCAUCUCAAAACACAAUCAGUGAAGUAUCAACUCCGAAAAACAACUCAAGAAGUAGCGACGACAUCGAAAUACUAACCAUAACGACUCAAGUAGUAUCAAAAAGUAGUAUGGAGUCUAUGAAGCCAGAGAUAGAAGUAACCACAAAUAAAAAAGAAAAAAAGAUUCGCUACAAAAAGGAUGGUCUAGCCUACAGGUUGAACUCUUUAGUGAAAAAGCAAGCGGCCAGUAUUUCUCUCUGGCAUCAUGAGAAGUUUUUGGCGGCAAAUUCAAAUUUUUUCAUUCCAAAAGGAGAGUUUCUUGGGUUUAGGAUUUGCAAGAUUCAUUUCAAAUAUGGCUGCUACCUACUUGAGGCUAUGGACACAAAUGAUGAUAAUUUUAUGAUUUUUAUCAAUAAAUGCCACAUGACAAGUGAAACAAUUUCUGAAGAUAGCAUCCUGAAGCUGUAUGAACCAUAUAAAAUGUUAAGUUUUAAUAAUAACUGUAAAUAUGUGAUCAAUGUUGUUAAGUUUGAAUUUGUAAAUAUUAAGAAAUAAUAUCUUCUGACUGUUGUAUAGAAAAUAAAUGA
This is a messenger RNA of Ostrinia furnacalis (Asian corn borer), 1496 nucleotides long. RefSeq lists its product as uncharacterized. NCBI's taxonomy places the organism in Eukaryota, Metazoa, Arthropoda, Insecta, Lepidoptera, Crambidae. The transcript has a single exon. Bases 31 to 1464 code for a protein of 477 amino acids. The record is from RefSeq and is a predicted model, not a curated record.